Messenger RNA from Physella acuta, 1256 nucleotides. RefSeq lists its product as uncharacterized. The record is from RefSeq and is a predicted model, not a curated record. NCBI's taxonomy places the organism in Eukaryota, Metazoa, Mollusca, Gastropoda, Physidae.
AUGUUACGCAAACAAAACAAGGUCAUUACACCUGACGUGGACAAGACGCCGUGGUUACAUAUCGUGAAAUCUGGUCAGGUGAAAGUGGUCAGGUGCCAGUAUGUCGCUGACGUCAGGGCUGACUCUAGUCCCAGAGAAGGGGAGGCAACUCAAGGGAGAUCAUCCUCAUCCACACACGCUCAAGCAAUGUUGGGUAAUUUAACCAAGCAAAGAAGACUGAGGAAAAGAAACAACAUUUCACUACCAGAGCUGAUGAGGCGUCAUGUACCACGAGGGGGUAGAGACGGAGGCAAGAAGUCUCUGAGUGCCGCCCCCACCCCGGGGUACGAGGUCCAGGUAGCGGACCCACAUUCUGGCGGGAGUUUGAGACUGCGUGGCGAGUCGGCUACUGUCCUGCCCGCCAUUACUGUCAGCUUUCAAGACACGGAGCCACCGCCCCCUGAUAAACCCAGCUCAGCCAAUGAGAGUUUAAGAUUGGAAACACCAAUGGAGCGAUUGGCCAGACAGCCACAGCGUGUGUUCCUCACUCGGGAGAAGACGACGGCCGAGCCGGAAGUUUUGCCGGAAAAGUUGAGACGGGAAAAGCCGGUGCGAGCCACGUGUGUGCAGCUGGACGUUCUGAGACCAGGGGACAUUUUUGGUUUGGAAGAUGUUGCCAAGAAGUUGAGGUUUGACACUGGAGAUAUGGAUGAGGAGGAGACUGAUAGAUCUUUACCAGAAAUUCACCCCCUCAACUCGUUUGGAAAAAGUUGCUUUGGUGAGUGACGGGGCAGAGGUGGUGAAGGUCAGCAAACGAUGUUUCCUGCAACACGCUAAAAACAACACGAUCCUUAAAGUGGAUAUCAUGCAACGAUCUUACCUGAGCCCAAACGAGGCAAGUGACCUACUCAAGAGUCAGGACAAUUGGCUGAUGUACAAGACGGCCUUAAUGAAGCGUCUUCUGGCCAAUCUAACCAGGUAGUGACGUCACGGCACCUGGACGAUCAGCUGGCCAGGUCUGGGAGUUGUCAAGUCAAGAAGUUGUCUGAGCAUGUCAAGAAGUUGUCUGACUCCCAAAUUCAAACUAUAGCCUACUUUGCCAUUGGCAAUGAUCACGAUAUAUGGCUGCUCCCCAAAUGGCGGACAUUAAGUAUAUGUUUAUAAAAAAAUCUAACCCAGUAUUAAAUGAACUAUUUUACACAUAUUUUCAAGUCAAUAUUUUGGCAUUCGCUUUUGAGCUUACACUACAAGCACAUUCCAUCUCCUUCAUAAUAUUU